AUGUCGCAUAUAUACACGUCACAAAGAGCACUGACCUCGGAUGCCCAAGCAAUAUCUUUGCUGUUCGCACUAUCAUGGCAAUCCCCGUUCUCACGCCUCCAAUUUGGUGACGUGGAUCCAGACGCCCUAGCCAACGCUAUGACAUCUCGCAUCGCCCGGCAGAUUGAGGAGAAUAGCAUGCUUUUCAUGGUCGCCCGCGAUGUGAGGAACGGGCAUGUCGUAUCCGUGGCUCAAUGGACGGUGCCUGCUUCUCCCGCUACCACGCCAGAACAUGUACAGCAGCCAAGAGAACGGGCUCAAACAAUUCAAGAAGAGGAAGAUAGAGAGGAGCGGGAGGCAUUCGAAGACGAAGUAUACUUCAAUUCCCUGCCUUCGACUAGCAAUCGCGCUCUCAUCAUGGAAUUCACUAGAGGUCUUCGGAAUCUGAGGCAGCGUAUACUACAGGGACAACCGCACUUCCUAUUAGAGAAUCUGGCUACGCAUCCUGAACAUCGAGGAUGUGGGUUAGCGGCAAAACUGAUAAGCGAAGUCUUGGACAUGGCUGAUGAACGGGGUGUGGUAACGUACUUGGAGACUGCGGACGAUAACAAGGCACGGGGAUUGUAUGAGAGAUUGGGAUUUCAAGAGAGGGAUAAGGAGACGAUUAGGGACUUGAGCAAGUUCGCGAGUACGGAAGACAUGGAAAGAGUUGGGGCUGGGAUUGAGCAUACGCAUGUUGGAUUUGUAAGAGACCCAAAACAGAGGAAAGACUAA
This is a messenger RNA of Alternaria postmessia, 753 nucleotides long. RefSeq lists its product as uncharacterized. NCBI's taxonomy places the organism in Eukaryota, Fungi, Ascomycota, Dothideomycetes, Pleosporales, Pleosporaceae. Bases 1 to 753 code for a protein of 250 amino acids. The record is from RefSeq and is a predicted model, not a curated record. Gene Ontology annotation, molecular function: acyltransferase activity, transferring groups other than amino-acyl groups. The transcript has a single exon.